Molecule: messenger RNA, 2532 nt
Organism: Dioszegia hungarica
Lineage: Eukaryota; Fungi; Basidiomycota; Tremellomycetes; Tremellales; Bulleribasidiaceae
Product: glycosyl transferase family group 2-domain-containing protein
Exons: 13
Coding region: 1-2532 (843 amino acids)
Source: RefSeq, a predicted model, not a curated record
AUGCCGUUCAAGCAGGUGGAGUCGGAGCAGUGGCUGGAUGAGGUGGUACUAGGGGUCUCGAUCAGGUCGGAUGAUGGGGUUGUGCGGUCUUGCCCGGCGGAGCACGAGGGUCUGAGGGAGUUUGAGGAAGGUGUGGGGAUGCUGCACGCUACGGUGGCUCUCAAGUUCACCUGCAAGGCGGUCGAGUACAUGGUCAAAUACUACCUGGAUUCUCGACCGGAACUAGCCGAGCUAUGCCUUGACGCCAAUACCCGGAUCCAAGUCCUCGAAACAAUCUCCCAUCUCGGUACCGCCCGCAAGAACCAGUACGCUGCCUUCAUCCGAGACGACGCCGUCCUCGUCGUGUGGGCCGAUGCGGUCGACGAGCUCAUCCCUGCCGCCUCCAAACUCGAGAAGGCACUCAUCUCCUUCAUCUGGUCUAGCGACAAGUCUGGCAAGUCUCGCCCUCCCCUCUUCACCGACCACAACGCGGUCGCAGCCAUCACCGACUACCAACACGCCGGGGAGGAGGAGGAUCCAGAGAAGGCGAUAUGGAUGCAGGCGAGGAAGGACCGGCCAGUGGUGCUGAUUACACCCACAGUGGUGGGGCUGGCAUUCGGGACAACGAUGGUGCUGCUUGGAUUGGCCAUUCGUGAGUCCUUGCUUGAGGCAGUACUGAUCUCAGGCUCUCUCUUGACCCGAUACCUGUACGAUGGCGACUGGACACGUUGGUUCCUCGUCUUUACACUGCCAGCGGCAUGCCUCCUCGCCGCUUUCCCUUGUGUCGUGCUCAUCACUGCUAUGGUUUACAUCUUCGGACCCAUCAGCCAUUUCGACAAGAACUCUUACUACUACUCGGCCAUCCGUCCAGACCGCACCAAGGCCAAGGAGCUCAUGAGCAUUACUGUUCAGCUUCCUGUCUACAAGGAGGACCUGGACGAUGUCAUCAAGCCCACUGUCGAAUCCCUCAAACGCGCCAUCACCACGUUCGAGCGUCAAGGCGGCGUCGUCAACGUCGUCGUCUGUGAUGACGGUAUGCAGCUCAUCUCGGACGAGCAGCGGGCCGAGCGGAUCAAGUACUACACCGCCAACAACAUCGGCUACUGCGCGCGUCCACCUCACGGUCAGAACGGAUUCGAGCGGAGGGGCAAGUUCAAGAAGGCCGGCAACCUCAAUCACACCAACAAGAUCAGUCUCUCGAUCGAGCGGUGGAUGGCGCAUCUUCGGCCUCAGCGAUAUGGGAUCAGGGGCGAGGAGGGGUGGUCAGAGCAGAAUGAGCGGGAUCUAUAUGUCGAGUGUAGGGAGAUUGUGCUGGAGAAGACGCAGUGGCCAGUCUGGGUAGAGGGGAAUAUCAGAAUUGGCGAGAUCAUCCUCAUUAUCGACUCUGAUACCCGUGUACCCGCCGACUGCUUCAUGGACGCCGCUCUGGAAAUGCUCGAAUGCCCUCAAGUCGCCAUCAUCCAGCACUCGUCCGGUGUCAUGCAGGUCGCUCACCACUUCUUUGAGAACGGCAUGGCGUUCUUUACCGAUAUGAUCCAGAUUGGUAUCUCGAUGGCUGUAGCGGGUGGAGAUGUCGCACCAUUCGUCGGGCACAAUGCUUUCCUCCGCUGGUCGGCUCUGCAGGAAUGUGCCUUUGUGGACGAGUACGAUGGGUGCAAGCGGGUCUGGUCGGAAUCGCAUGUCUCGGAGGACUUCCAGAUCGCCUUGAAUGUUCAGAGUAAAGGUUGGACAGUACGAUGGGCAACAUACAACAACAACGAGUUCCAGGAGGGUGUCUCGCUCACUGCGCCGGACGAGCUGUCGAGAUGGCAAAAGUACGGGUGGGGUGUAUCUGAGAUCACCUUCCACCCGAUCACAAAGUGGUACAAGCACGGCGUAUUCACCCCUCUCUUCAAGACCUUUAUCCGCUGCAACCUCAACCCUCACUCCAAAUUCUCCAUCCUCGCCUACAUGUCGUCCUACUACGCCUUCUCGAGUGCUUGGGUCGGUACGAUCAUCUCCUUUGUUCUCAUCGGUGUCUUUGUCCGAGUGGAUACCUUCUAUGUCGAUGCCUGGAGCACCUUCUUUAUCUGUGUCUUGCUCUUCCAGGGUCUCAGUAACGUCGCCCUCUGUAUCCUGCGGUAUCGACUCAAGAUGCCGAAUGCUGGGUCGUUGGCUCUUAGGCAGAUGUUCCUCUGGCCUGCGUUCUUCACCGUCUUCUUCUCGGGUUUAUCCAUGCCUAUCGCGACUGCGCUCAUUGCACAUCCGCUUGGUAUCGAUAUGAGCUGGUCCACCACGUCUAAAUCCGUCGAAAAGUCCAACUUCUUCAAGCAGCUUCCCAAGAUCUUCAAGGGGUUCUGGCCGCAGAUGCUGGUCUCGGUCACAGUACUCGGUGGAAUGAUCGCGUCCACGUCGAGCCUCAUGCCUGCCGAGUACCGAGUCGGUGACUUGACAGCCAUCAUCCCCCUCUCCAUCUGCUUUGGAUCACACCUGAUCUGGCCCCUGGUCCUCGACCCCUACCUUACCACCUUCACUGUACGUCUCCUUAAUUUGGCCGAUGUGGACUCCAGCUGA